UGAAAAUAUAUUUGUAAUUGAAUUGCAUGAAGCGAUUGAAGUGGUGUAUGUGUCACUAAUAUAAUUGCCCGAAGCGAUCUAAGAUCUAAAAUGGGGCUACUUUCAAGGGGCUAUUCCACCGCCUUUUUGGUCUUACUUAGAAAACUCUGAAAUGUGUGCUAGUACUAUGCAGUCCCCUGUUGAUAUUAAAACAAACGAUGUGGUCACAAACAACAUCAUUGAACCAUUUGAUCUCUCAGAACUUACAGAAACAUCAGGAAUAAAAAUGGAAAUGACCAAUACUGGGCUGGCAGUUAAUGUAGACUUUCCCGAUUACCAGCCAACAAUUCAAGGAGGGGGUCUCCCAGGGCCCCACAAACUGUCAGGAUUUCAUUUCCAUUGGGGACGUAACAGUGGACGGGGUUCUGAGCAUACCAUAAACGGAUAUAAGUUUGCAAUGGAGGCUCAUUUUGUGUUUCUUCCAACAAACGAUGAAGCAAAAAACUUUGCAGCAGUGCUUGGAGUAAUGAUUUAUGCUGGCAGUUACAAUCCAAAUUAUGAACAAAUAGUUUCUAAGCUCAAAGACAUAAGAAAUAAUGGUGAUAAGGUAGUCUUGGACAACUUUCCAAUUAUGGAUCUGUUACCGAAAACCACAGGCUGUUGGUACAGAUAUUGUGGGAGUUUAACCACGCCCCCGUGUACAGAGACUGUAAUAUGGACUUUGUUUGAAAAUAGCAUUUCUAUAUCAGAACACCAGUUAAACGAAUUCCGGGAAUUGAUGGGAGAACCAGACGUAUUUACAGAAGGGGACAACUAUAUAGUGGAUAAUUUUAGACCCGUACAGCCGUUGUUGCAACGCAAAGUUGCAUUAAGCUGCCCGUGCAGUAAAAGGAAUCCUUUUAGACAAAAUCUUCGAGAAACACAGGAUUACGGUUGCAUCAACCAUGAAUACGGGUUCAAGAGGAACCAUCAGACGUACUCUCCUUAUUCAUCUGGUUCAGAUAUUUGUCAAUUGUUUGAAUAUUUGAUGCGGAAAUAGUUUGUCUAUGAUUUUUGAACUACCAUAAGAUGCAGAAAGAUGACAAGAG
Mytilus trossulus (common blue mussel) is the source of this 1067-nucleotide messenger RNA. RefSeq names its product carbonic anhydrase 1-like. Gene Ontology annotation, molecular function: carbonate dehydratase activity; zinc ion binding. Lineage: Eukaryota; Metazoa; Mollusca; Bivalvia; Mytilida; Mytilidae. Bases 152 to 1018 code for a protein of 288 amino acids. The record is from RefSeq and is a predicted model, not a curated record. The transcript is spliced from 8 exons.